AUGGCUAAAUCGACGUCCGCGCCCUACAAAGGCAAGCAGGCAGUCACGGCCGACUAUGAGGAUUGGGAGAACCUGAAGGAAUUAUUCUCCCGCGCGAUGGAUCGCUACGAUGCCGACGACAUUACUGAAACACUGCCGCUUCUACGCGCUGUCAUUCGUGAAUGCCACCGCUUCCUGAAGGCACAUCCUGAUCCGUCCGUGAUAUACACUGGCUCUCAACACCUCCGCGACAGCCGCUCCCCAGAAGCCAUGACACCGACAGACGAGCGGCUGUCACGAGACUGGGGUCAUGAUUUCGAAUUUCCAUCGCAUGUCCAUGAGCAGCGCCGCCGCACACAUCACGAGCAGCCGACCGCUUUUCAUGCGAUCUUUGGCAUUGCGCUGUUCUUGAUGGGUACAAUCAUAGCGCAAGACUCGACCGCCGCACUGCCUGGCGAGCCAGACACUCCGUCUGCCUACUGGCUUGCCGCUCUCGAUGUUUUCGAGACCGGCGAAAACCUUCCCAGCCGAACAUGUGGCAACGAUGCGCGCGGGGCCGGCUUCUCCGACCUCGCGGAAGACUGGCGCAUGGCCAUCGUGUGGGGUCGCACGCUUGUAUGCCUCGCAGACGAGAAGGUGGCAUACAGCAUACACGCGUCGCCUUUCCCGAUGACGGAGCCUGCGUGGCCCGCGGACAGCCCUUUUGCGGCGAUCGCGGCAGCGCGCCCACCGGUGUCGCGGCGGAUGGGCCUGUACUCGGCGACCGCGCACGAUGUGAUGGUGCUCGCCAUGGACCAGUUCUCGCGCGGGAUAUUUCACAUGCCGCACCCGCACUAUCCACAGUCGCACAAUCCUGCGUCGUAUGCGCACAUUCCAGCUUCACCUCACUUACGACCGCGUUCACGGCAGACGUCGAUGCACUCCAUGAGUCCGCCGUCGCAAGGUCAUGGAGACGGGCAAGCGCCUUCCGAUCCAUUUGCGUCGUUCUCGCGACCGCGCGAGCUCUUCACGAUCGCAUCGGAGGUGCUGGGUGUAGCCGAGCGGUUACCGGACGGCACGCAGCGCGCGUACUGGGCGAAUUGGGCUGAGUCAGUUUUCAAGCAGAUGAAGAUGGAGGCGGACAUGGAUGCAUGGCGCGGACCGCUGACGGCGGCGCGUGGGCGGAGCUGGCUGGUGAUGGGGAGUGCACCGGUGGAGGAACUGGAGCUGGCACUCGAGCGCGGGGACGCGGGGGUGCUGGGCAGCGCCGAGGCGGAGGAGGCGCGCGAGGGGCUCACGAUGGCGGUGAGUUUCUUUGAGCGGGCGAAGGGUGCUCAGGAUGGCGGGGAGGACGUGGGGCCGCUGCUGGCGGAAGCGCUAUUCACGCUGGCGAACCUGACGGAGGACGACAACAAGCGCGAGGAGCUGUAUUCGCGUGCACGGCGGGAGGCUGGCGAGCGACUCGCGCAGGAGCUCGGGCUAGACCACGCGGACGACGCGAUGGACGAGAGCUGA
Postia placenta MAD-698-R-SB12 is the source of this 1473-nucleotide messenger RNA. RefSeq lists its product as hypothetical. Lineage: Eukaryota; Fungi; Basidiomycota; Agaricomycetes; Polyporales; Adustoporiaceae. The transcript has 4 exons. The record is from RefSeq and is a predicted model, not a curated record. The coding region runs from base 1 to 1473 and encodes 490 amino acids.